UAUAUCAGAAUAAACGUUAUAGAUUUUCGUUCUGGUUUUAACAAUUAUUCAUUUACGAAUGUGCCAAAGAAUUAUCAAUCAAUUAAUGAUAUUUACAGGAUUAAGCUUAGUUUUUGUCAGUAAAGAAGUGCGGAAUUACUCAAAAUGUACACCGAUCACAAUUAAAAAUGGAUUUUUUAAUGAUAACAUGCACCAAUACGAAUGUAACAAGGAUUAUUAUUAUUAUAUGUUUGGUAAUGAAACAUUAAAAUGUCAAGAUGAUGGAAGUUGGAAAGGAGAAAUACCCUAUUGUGCUAGGACAAUCCCUACGGAGAUUUGGAAAGACGGUAAUGACAAAAAAGUAAUACUUAGUUACAGUCGAUGUGUAGAAUUCGGUGGUAACACGUCUUGGGAGAUAAAAGUAAAUAAUCAAUCUUUCUCAGCUAUUAGAAUAUUGUUUAAAGCAAACAGAGAUGACAUUGGAUGUCCUGUCGUGAAUUUAAGUGUUAAUAGAUAUGUAUACAAAGAACGAUAUAAAACUAGUUGUCGACAAAAUACUGUGCAAUUUACAUAUGAAUUUAAAAACGUUAUGAACGAGGAUAUUAAAUUUACUCUAAAGAAGAAAUUUUCACGUUACUUUGAAGUAUGUGGAAUUUCCGUUUAUUCAAAAUCAGAAGAAAAAUGUCCCAUUCAAUCAUUAUAUCCAUCAAAUGGAUAUAUUUCUCCUUCAAAUGUUAACUCGUUAAGCUAUGGAGAACACGUGUCAUUUAACUGCAAUGAGGGUUUUCAACUGAAUGGAUAUCGAUAUCUUUACUGUGGAGUGACAGAUAUAUCCACUCAAAUACCACAAUGUCAACGAAUCCAAUGCAAAAGUUUUCCUAUGAAUAUAUUAAAUGGUAUGUGGGAAAAUUGGAAUGGAACUAAACGUUACUUUUAUGAAGACGAAAUUCGUUUUAUUUGUAAUCCUGGUUAUAAAUUAAAUGCCACAGAAAGUAUUAAAUGUCUUAAGAAUGGAGAAUGGUCCCAUACUCAUGCAGCUUGUAUUGAGAAGAAAUUUCCAAUGUAUUUAGUAAUUAUAAUUUUGAUGGCUGUUAUAAUUGGGCUAAUUACAUUGUUGAUUGGAUUAUUCACCGUAUUUAAACACAGAAAGAAAAAGAUCUUAUCGGAUUCAAGAACUGAAACCAUAGCUUAUGCUAAGGAAUUCGAAGAAUCAAUGGAAGAAACUGUGUCAGAAAAUGAAUACUGUGAAGUGAAUUAUCAAGUGUUAAAUUUCCACGAUAAAUACAGACCUCAACUUCCUACAAGAACGAACAAAUCUAAAAAGUUUCCUUUGUUUUUAUAAAUUAAAUUUAUUUGUUUCAACGUUAAAAGUAUAGUUUAGAGCAGUGA
This is a messenger RNA of Centruroides sculpturatus (bark scorpion), 1368 nucleotides long. RefSeq names its product sushi, von Willebrand factor type A, EGF and pentraxin domain-containing protein 1-like. Lineage: Eukaryota; Metazoa; Arthropoda; Arachnida; Scorpiones; Buthidae. Bases 59 to 1321 code for a protein of 420 amino acids. The record is from RefSeq and is a predicted model, not a curated record. The transcript is spliced from 10 exons.